GGCUCCCGGUAGGGGCCAGUCCCGGCCGUUCUCGCGUCCGUCCCGGGCCGCCGCGGCCGCUCCGCCGCUGCUUUACCCGGGGCCUCCGUGCGCUUGGCCAACCGCCUCUGAGAGCGCUCCCCCGAGCGCUUCGGGAACCGGCCGGCGGCGGCCCUCUCCGGGGACUGCAGCGGGCCCAGGGGACAGAAGUGGCUAUAAACCCAGCACAUGCAUAUUGCAGCAAGUCAAAGGAUUUACUAUGAAGCCCAGAAGCAGAUAGUGCCAAAGAGCGAGCAGUUGCUUCACCUGGAAAAGCAGUGUCCGUGUUGUUUGUACACCCCCAAAACAGUUCAGAUCUGUAGGGGAGUUACUGUGUAAAGUGCACUGACCCGCAGGGUAGCCGUGUUUUACUAGCUGUUGUAGGCGUGAUGUAUUCACUGUUGAGAUGAGUGAGAGAACGAGCGGUGCCGCCCCACUAGGAAGGGUGAGUGCAGCAGCAUUUCCUUCCCCCACUGCUGCUGAGAUGGCAGAAAUCAGUCGAAUUCAGUAUGAAAUGGAAUACACCGAGGGUAUUAGUCAGCGAAUGAGGGUCCCAGAAAAAUUAAAAGUAGCACCGCCAAAUGCUGACCUGGAACACGGAUUCCAAGAAGGAGCUGCAAAUGCCAGUGCGAUGAUGCAAGUCCCGGAGAGGAUUGUGGUCACAGGAAAUAAUGAAGACGUUUCAUUCUCACGACCAGCAGAUCUUGACCUUAUUCAGUCCACUCCCUUUAAACCUCUGGCACUAAAAACCCCACCUCGUGUACUUACACUGAGUGAAAGACCACUAGAUUUUCUGGAUUUAGAAAGACCUCCUCCAACUCCUCAAAAUGAAGAAAUUCGAGCAGUUGGCAGGCUAAAAAGAGAGCGCUCUAUGAGUGAAAAUGCUGUUCGCCAGAAUGGACAGCUGGUCAGGAACGACUCUAUGUGGCACAGAUCAGAUUCUGCCCCAAGAAAUAAAAUUUCAAGGUUCCAGGGAUCGAUUUCUGCACCGGAGUACACGAGCUUCAGGCCUUCAUUGUGCUCACUGAGGACGUUUACCACAAGCCCAGCAUUCAGACCACAUGCCAGCUGUGCCAGGAUGAGUUUUAUGUUGGUAUCUGCAUACCAGAGUUCUCUGUCGCACUCUUCUGAGCAUCCUGUGACACCAUCGCCACCACAGGCUCGGGUCUGUCCUCCCCACAUGCUACCUGAAGAUGGAGCUAAUCUUUCCUCUGCCCGUGGCAUUUUGUCGCUUAUCCAGGCUUCUACUCGUAGGGCUUACCAGCAGAUCUUGGAUGUGCUGGAUGAGAAUCGCAGUGUGAGAAGACAAAAUGAAAUACGUUGUGAAAGACCUGUGUUGCGUGGUGGGUCUGCAGUCGCCACUUCUAAUCCUCAUCAUGACAACAUCAGGUAUGGCAUUUCCAAUAUAGACGCAACAAUUGAAGGACCAUCAGAUGAUGUGACUGUUGGAGAUGCAGCUUCAUUAAGACGACAAAUAAUCAAACUAAAUAGACGUCUGCAGCUUCUGGAAGAGGAGAAUAAAGAGCGAGCUAAGAGGGAAAUGGUCAUGUAUUCAAUCACUGUAGCGUUCUGGCUGCUAAACAGCUGGCUCUGGUUUCGACGCUAGAGGUAACCUCGGCGUUCAGAUUGUUGUCUCAACACUUGCAAAUAUAAAGGAUUUGCAAACUUCAUUGCUUCUGUCUUUGCAUUGUCUCACGAUUUAUGGUCCAAGCCUCAAAAAUGUGUUUCCUCCAGCAAGUAGGGCAGGACCGCGUCUGUAGAGGCGAAGGCACACUAUCGCUCAGCCGCCCUCAUCCUAAGCCA
Nannospalax galili (Upper Galilee mountains blind mole rat) is the source of this 1821-nucleotide messenger RNA. It is a transcript of the gene Mff, whose product is annotated as mitochondrial fission factor. Gene Ontology annotation, biological process: positive regulation of mitochondrial fission. The record is from RefSeq and is a predicted model, not a curated record. NCBI's taxonomy places the organism in Eukaryota, Metazoa, Chordata, Mammalia, Rodentia, Spalacidae. Gene Ontology annotation, cellular component: peroxisome; mitochondrial outer membrane. Bases 425 to 1624 code for a protein of 399 amino acids. The transcript is spliced from 14 exons.